Messenger RNA from Lolium perenne, 3964 nucleotides. The record is from RefSeq and is a predicted model, not a curated record. Lineage: Eukaryota; Viridiplantae; Streptophyta; Magnoliopsida; Poales; Poaceae.
ACAAGUGAAACAAGCCUUUGAUUUACCUAAAGGUAUGGUGUGCAUUAUUAAUUUAUAUACUUACUACUAAUGAAUGAUUCAAAAGAUAACUUAUGUUUCCUUCCAUCUAGCAGAUGAUGACUUGAUUAGAGAAGAACAAUUUGUGAAUUUUGCACCACUUAAAGACCAUGAUUUACCUCCAGGUAUUGGUCCUCAAUUAUUAUUUUGUUAUUAUUAUGUGUCUAUUGUUGGAAUAUUAAUGUUGUUUAACAAUAUUCAGAUGAUAAUAUGAUGCCAAAAACAGUUGUUACUGAUGCACGAUAUGAAGACCAUGACACUGAUUUACCUGAAGGUAUUGGUCAUAAAUGCUAGCUUAAAAUUAUUAUGAGUCCAAAACAAAUUUUAAAUAUUUAUGUUUGACAAACUUUUAGAUGACAAUGAGGAUAACCCAGAUGAGGAUUUUGGUGACAAUGAGGAGAAUGCAACACAAUCCAGGAAAUUUGUUAGUGCGAGAGAGUACUACUGCUUCAAACUGCAGGUCAGGAAGAAGCUUUUUAACAUCAUUUUGUUCGGGGGGCGCCUUUUCCAGCAGUGGGCUGUUGACAUGUAUAUCAAAAUUGAGACUAUGAGGCUUGAUUGGUACUCAAAGCCGGCAAAUCAGAAGAUUAUACGUGCCGACCUCUACCAGGUAGGGCGCUUCUGUUUCUUCGCAUACAUUAUAUAAAUGGUGCAUGCUUUUCUAUAACCUUCUGUACUUUUAUUAUAGGGUCUUGUUGACACGGUUGUUGCUGGUGAGUCACGCGGUGAUCGGAUUGGCAAAAGAAUCGUGCUUCCACGUAAAUUUCCUGGUGGUGACCGCGACAUGCAACGGAGGUUCCUGGAUGCGAUGGCAAUAGUUCAGCGCUGGGGUAAACCAGACUAUUUUGUCACGAUGACUUGCAAUCCCUAUUGGGAGGAGAUAACCGAGAAAUUGUUUCCUGGGCAAUUGCCACAAGACCGUCCAGACCUGGUGGCAAGAGUAUUCAAGGCGAAACAACGAGAUUUGAUGAACUUACUAACUAAAGGUAAGCAUUUCGGAGAAGUCGCAGCUUAUGUACAUGUCACAGAGUUUCAGAAAAGAGGUCUCCCGCAUGAACAUAUACUUCUAAUCAUGAAAGCGAAAAGCAAGUUAGCGACCCCAGAUGACUAUGAUCGGGUGAUAUCUGCAGAGAUGCCUGAAAAAGAGAAAUACCCUGUUCUGCAUGAUCUGGUCGUCAAACACAUGUUGCACGGACCCUGCGGUGAGUUGAAGAAAAGUUGUCCUUGCAUGAUUGAUGGACAAUGCCGGUUUCAUUACCCACGAGAAUUUUGUGAUGCCACACAGCAAGGGAAAGACUCAUAUCCCAUCUAUAGAAGGAGGGACAAUGGGCGUGGAGUCAGGAUUAGAGGAGCAGAUUUGGAUAACAGAUGGGUCGUCCCUUACAACCCCUUUCUGCUCAUGCGAUACAACUGCCACAUUAAUGUUGAAGCAUGCUCGAGCAUCAAGGCAGUGAAGUACUUGUUCAAAUACAUCUAUAAAGGGCAUGACAAAGCAUCCUUUGCAUGCGAGCAGGAUAUCAUCAAUGAUGGUGGAAUCGUCAAUGAAUUUCGACAAUAUAGGGAUGCACGCUUUGUAUCUCCUCCAGAUGCGAUGUAUCGGCUUUAUGGUUAUAAAUUAUUUGGUGUAAGUCCAUCCGUAUUGCAGCUCCAGCUUCAUUUGCCAAACAUGCAUACAGUCGCAUUUAAAGCGUGUGAAAAUCUGGAAGAUGUUGUCGCUCGACCAUCUUCUUCCAAGUCAAUGCUUACUGAGUACUUUGAGAUGAACCGGAAGUUUCCGGCAGCACGGAAAUGGUUAUACAGAGAGUUUCCAGAACAUUAUAGAUGGAUUGAUGGAAAUAAGAAAUGGCAGAAUAGAAAAAGUAAGAGAUCACAGAUUGGAAGACUUGUGUACGCACACCCUGCUGACGGAGAUAGGUACUACCUGCGUGUGCUCUUAAGUCAUGUCCGAGGAGCCACUUCAUUUGAUGAUUUAAAAACUGUAAAUGGCAAGCUAUGCGAUUCCUUUAGGCAGGCAUGUGAGCACUUAGGCCUCAUUGAGCACGACAAAACCCUUGAUGAUUGCAUGACUGAGGCAGCCACAUUUCAGAUGCCUUGUGCCCUAAGAAGGUUGUUUGCGACUAUACUGGUAUUUUGUGAGGCAACAGAAAUCCAACAAAUGUGGGACAAACAUCUAACAUCAAUGUCUGAGGAUUACCAUCUUAAUCAAUCAAAUGAGGCAGCAAUAGAACAAAUCGUCCUUAGAGAUAUCAAGGAUAUGUUGCAAUCCAUGGGAAAGGAUAUUACAAGCUAUGGACUUCCGGAUCUGGUUGAGACCGAUAGUUCUUAUGAUGCAGAGUAUAGAGAGGUAGUAGAGGAGAGACAAGUCAAAGUAGACAAAGAACAUCUAGAUCUAUUUGACAGUUUGAAUGGUGAGCAGUUGGCUGGUUUCAAUGAUAUAAUGGAUAAUGUGACAAACAAAAAAGGUCAGAUAUUCUUCGUUGAUGGUCCAGGAGGUACCGGAAAGACGUACUUAUAUAAGGCAUUGCUUGCGAAGGUGCGUUCCAUGGACCUAAUAGCGAUUGCAACUGCUACAUCAGGUAUAGCAGCAUCGAUAAUGCCUGGAGGCCGUACUGCACACUCCAGGUUCAAAAUUCCAAUCAAGCUCAAAGACAACAGCAUGUGUAGUUUCACAAAGCAGAGUGGUACGGCGGAGUUGCUAAAACAGGCAUCCUUGAUAAUUUGGGAUGAAGUCGCUAUGACCAAACGUCAAGCAGUUGAGACGCUUGAUAGGUCGCUCCAAGAUAUAAUGGAAUGUCCUUUGCCGUUUGGCGGAAAGGUUGUCGUCUUUGGUGGGGAUUUCAGGCAGGUUCUUCCCGUUGUGACACGUGGUACUAGAGCACAGAUCACAGAUGCUACACUUCUGAGAUCCUAUCUGUGGGAGAAGACACGCAAGAUACGCCUCACGCGGAAUAUGAGGGCACAGGAUGAUCCUUGGUUCUCCGAAUACCUUCUAAGGAUCGGCAACGGAACAGAACAUACAAUUGGUGAUGACUAUGUGCGUCUCCCAGAUGACAUUGUGAUCGGAUAUACUGAGGAUGACAAAGCUAUUAACACACUCAUCGAAAGUGUCUUCCCAUCGCUGCAUGCAAACGCUAGAUCGAGAGGAUACAUGAGCACACGUGCAAUCCUUUCAACCAAAAACGAGCAUGUUGAUGACCUGAAUGACAAGAUGAUCUCCAGGUUUCCAGGUGAAGAAAGGUUAUACCAUAGCUUCGACUCAAUCGAGGAUGACUUGCAGAAUAAUUACACUAUUGACUUUUUGAACUCGAUCACACCAAAUGGCCUGCCCCCGCAUGUUUUGAGAUUAAAAGUCAACUGCCCGGUCAUUCUGCUCAGGAAUCUCGACCCUCAUAAUGGCCUAUGCAAUGGAACACGGCUUAUGAUCAGAGCCUUCCAAGAUAAUGCAAUCGACGCGGAGAUUGUUGGUGGUCAGCAUGCUGGAAAGAGGGUAUUCAUACCUAGGAUCCCUAUGUCGCCCUCAGAGGAUAUCUCACUUCCCUUCAAACUCAAGAGAAAACAGUUCCCCAUCCGCCUGAGUUUUGCGAUGACCAUUAACAAGGCACAGGGCCAGACCAUACCAAACGUCGGUAUUUACCUUCCCGAGCCUGUAUUCUCACAUGGCCAGCUAUAUGUCGCAUUGUCAAGGGGAGUGUCAAGAAAGACGACACGGAUUUUGGCUAAGCCGAACAAGGAGGUUGAUAAAUCUGGGAAAAGCACCAAAAACAUUGUAUAUAGAGACGUUUUGGAGGGGUGAGGCAGAUCUGACCAUGGCGGGUUGCUAAUGAUACUAUUAGUUUCUAUUUCAUUAUAUGUGAAUUUCCUUUGGUGAAGAUAAAAUGAUUUCUACGGUCAGGUAUGCUUCUACUUG